Penicillium mononematosum is the source of this 1077-nucleotide messenger RNA. RefSeq lists its product as uncharacterized. The transcript is spliced from 3 exons. The record is from RefSeq and is a predicted model, not a curated record. Lineage: Eukaryota; Fungi; Ascomycota; Eurotiomycetes; Eurotiales; Aspergillaceae. The coding region runs from base 1 to 1077 and encodes 358 amino acids.
AUGGCUCCUCGACGCGGCGGCGGAGGCUCUUACUCGAGCUCCUAUGGCGAUGACAACCCAUGGAGCGAUACGGUCUUGCUGUCAAUAGGACGCUACCAGAGCAAGCCUCUCUUUAUCGCCGAAUUUGCCUUUGAUGUCCUAUCUCUCCUCGCCUUUGUCGCCUUCCUCAUCUGGGCAUGCACAAUCAGGAAUCGCAGUCUCGCCCUGAAGGGAGCUAUUUGUGCCCUGACUUCCUUUAUAUGCUCCCAGAUAAGCUUGGUAGUCAUGGAAGCCAUGUUUAUCGCCGAGACAGAGGUGACGAUGUACUAUUUGAUCGGCUUGAUGCUCACGGACUUCUUCAAACUCGCCGCGAUGUGUCUCACCCUCUAUGUCUUCUGGGAGCUCGUCCAUCGCUUCCUGGGCCUUACCAGACCCUCCGGCAAGCCGCAUAUGGCAGUGACCACCAUCCAUUAUGUCCUCCUUGGUAUCAUCUUCCUGGUGUCUCUUGUCGAAUGGGGCCUCUGCGUGGCUUAUUAUGUGCGGUCCGUGAAUUCCAAUUACAGCAGAAAUUACAGCGAUUUAGUCUGGACUUGGACACAGGUGGCUGGCGCAGUUUAUAUCAUCCAUUGGGUGCUGUCCACUGAGAUCCUCGCUUGGGUGAUUUUCUUGGCUGUCAAGGCUGGUAAUAAUGCUUUUGCGUCGAAGUUGCCCGCUAUGGCACUCAUCACCGCCGCCAUCUCCUGGUGCGCAGUGUGUGCCACCGUGGCCAUCAUUUACAUUCGCUAUAGCCUGAUACCUGUCUACCAGUAUGAUCGGCCAACGUACCUUUCCACUGCCAGAUCCAUUGUACAGUUCAUCCUCUGGGUCGGCACUUAUACUGGCAUUCUACUGUGCUGUGCCAAAUGGCACAGUCUCGGCGAUGAGCGAAAGUAUGCCGCGCCUCAGUACCAGCCUCAGUAUCCUGUUGCUCAAUUCCCUCCCGGUCAGUUCCGCGAAGGACAGUAUCCUCCCAUUCAACAGCAGUCAUAUGGUGUUGCUCCCUACCGGGAUCAUUCGGCGCAGCCUCAGGCGCACCCGCACCACGUCUCUCCUCAUUAA